Vollenhovia emeryi is the source of this 3406-nucleotide messenger RNA. RefSeq names its product molybdenum cofactor sulfurase (gene mal). The record is from RefSeq and is a predicted model, not a curated record. Lineage: Eukaryota; Metazoa; Arthropoda; Insecta; Hymenoptera; Formicidae. Gene Ontology annotation, biological process: Mo-molybdopterin cofactor biosynthetic process. Bases 713 to 3175 code for a protein of 820 amino acids. The transcript has 7 exons. Gene Ontology annotation, molecular function: molybdenum cofactor sulfurtransferase activity; pyridoxal phosphate binding; molybdenum ion binding.
ACCAUCGGAAACACUAUUUAAUUGGUUUAUCCGACGGAAAUUUUUCCUCGGCGCACGUGUAUCGAGUUUUAACUUUAUCAAUUAAUUACGAGGCGAUCGACUACCGCGCUCGUUACGCGACCGACCAUUACGUAUGUGUCAACGUCUGAACGUGAUAAGUCCCCUUAGGCAUCCGCAAUGUGCAUCUAGCGUAUUGCACUUGGCAAACAAUUUCGCAACGACGCGAGAUAUACAGUGACGUCGGCUCUCGCGUCGCGAUCCUCCAAUAAAUCUCUGUCGUUUAUUUCGGGCGUCUCUCGAUAACGAGACAAAGAGACAGAGUGUGUGUGUGUGUGAGAGAGAGAGAGAGAGAGAGAAAAAAAAAUUCGGAGAUUCUUUUGUGCCACGUACGACGGAUAUCGGCGUCGAGAGAGUCGCUGCCGUUCCGCUCGGGCGACAUGACGAGCGUCUUAUCCCUGCGCGUGUAUCUUUAAUCCACGUUAAUUACGCAGUUGCGUGUGACGUAAACACGCGGGGGCCGCCGAUGUUCCUUCCGUACGAUCUUCCUCGCGUUAAUCCCCGGACGGCGGCGGCCGCGGUCGAAAGAACUCGCUCGCUUGGGCAAUCGCUCGCCUAUCACCGACCCACGCGGUCGCCCCGAUAGAACGCAGAGCUACUUGUCGGGUGAUCUAGUGCGCGCCGCGCGAUCCCAAGAUCCGGUAGCGAACCGACCAUGGUGGAGUUCACGCCGGUUUACGACGACGCCACCGCGCGAUCGCUCGGGGGCGAGUUCGCGCGGCUCCAAGGCGAGUGCUACGUGGACCACGCGGGCGCGACUCUGUACUCGGACACGCAGAUCAGAAACGUGGGCGCCGAUCUGCACAGCUCUCUCUACGCGAACCCGCACUCCAUCGGCAUCGGGAGUUCGUUGACACAGGACAUUAUCGAGCGCACGAGAUACCGAAUUCUGAGCCACUUCAACACGAGCCCCGACGAGUACAGCGUUAUCUUCACCUCGGGCGCCACGGCGAGUCUAAAGAUAAUCGCGGAUGGAUUCCGCUUCGGGACGGACCAGACCGCGUUCACGCGCGCGGGCAGUUUCGUCUACGUGCAGGACAAUCACACGUCGGUCCUGGGGAUGCGGGACGUGGUCGCUGGCAGGGGCGCGGAGGUCAUCUGCCUGGGCCACGAUCAGGCGUUUCGGACUCUCGGCGAGCGUACGUGCCGUCGCGAUCCCGACGAGCGGCAGGGCGGCAAUUCCCUCUUCGUGUACUCGGCGCAGUGCAACUUUUCCGGACUCAAGUAUCCCCUCAAAUGGAUCGGAGCCGCGCACGCCGGAGCGCUCUCCGCUCUCGCCGGCGGACCGUCGACCAGGUGGUACGUCCUGCUCGACGCGGCCGGAUUCGCGCCGACGAACAACCUGGACUUGUCCGUCUUCAAACCGGACUUCGUGUGUCUGUCUUUCUACAAAAUGUUCGGCUAUCCCACCGGUAUCGGCGCCCUGCUCGUGAGGAACGCCAGCGCGGACGUUCUGGAGAAGGUUUACUACGGCGGCGGUACCGUGGACGUCGCUCUCAGCUCCGAAAGGUUUCACAGGAAACGUCAGGCGCUGUGUCAAAGGUUCGAGGAUGGGACCGUGCCGUUUCUGUCUAUCGCGUCGCUGCGGCACGGCUUCGAGAUACUUUCGCGGCUGACCAUGGAGCAGAUAUCGAGACACGUUUUCUCUCUCGCCAGGACCCUGCAUCACUCCCUGCUAACGUUACACCACUGCAACGGUAAACCAGUCGUCAAGCUCUACUCCGAUUCCGAUUACGAGGAUCGCGACUCACAGGGCGGGAUCGUUUCGUUUAAUCUUAUCCGGUCCAACGGCGAAUACGUAGGGUACAUGGAGGUCGUCAACAUGGCAGCGUUAUUCAAGAUUCACCUUAGGACUGGCUGCUUUUGCAAUCCCGGCGCGUGCCAGAGGCACCUGUCCCUCUCGACCAAGGAGAUUCUUCAAAACUACGAGGCGGGAUACACGUGCGGCGGUGCCGCGGAUUUGCUAAACGGCAAACCGACCGGAGCGGUGAGAAUCUCCUUCGGCUAUAUGUCCACGAUCAAGGACGUUCAGACGGUCUUGCUUAUGAUCACCAAGUGUUUCGUCGACGAGCCGUGCAUCAGAAGAUUGCCGCAAUGGUGGGAGAGCCGCAAGUCGGGAGUUAAUGAAAAUCACAAGCACUUUUACAAUUCCAACAUCUUGGAUCAUUCUAUUCCGCGUAUUACAAGUGACGAAAAGAACAACAGGAACGAUAACAAAAGUGAGAGCCUUGGUCGCAUUAUGAAUUCCGUGAACUACAAUAAAGCGAAUGCGCAAAUGAGCAAAUGUACCGUGCGACGGCUGUUCGUAUAUCCUAUCAAAUCGUGCGGAGCGCAUGAAAUUGCGGACUCAUGGAACUUGAACUCGAAGGGUCUGGAAUACGACAGAGAAUGGAUGAUAAUGACAUCCUCUGGCACUUGCUUGACGCAAAAGCAUCACACGAAUCUGUGCCUGCUCAAGCCCGUUAUUCUUAGAGAGCAAAAAAUUAUGAAACUGACGUAUCCAGGAAUGCCAGCAAUUGAAGUCCCUUUAGAAAAUACUUAUGAAAAGUCUGUGGAACAUCCUGUAUGCCAAAGCAGAGUGUGCGAGAGUAGAGUGCAAGGUAUUGAUUGCGGACCGGAAGCUUCCGAGUGGCUGAGCUUGGCACUGGGCAAGCCAAAUCUCAGAUUGAUUCGACAGAGUCAUGGGAGGCAAAAGAAAGGAUUGGAUAAGACAGAGCUAUCGUUUUCCAGUCAGGCACAGUAUUUGGCAGUGAACGAGGCAAGUGUGUCAUGGCUCGUCGACAGGGUAUCCGAGGACUUGGAUUUCGAGAAGGAUACAGCCGUGCACCGGUUCAGAGGAAACAUUAUCGUGGAAGGCUGCGAGGCCUUCGACGAGAUGCAAUGGAAGCGCGUCCGCAUCGGAAAUAAUAAUUUUAAAGUAAACGGUCCUUGCACGAGAUGUCAGAUGAUAUGCAUCGAUCAAACAACCGGCAGGAAGACCGUCGAGCCGUUGAGAACGCUAGCGGAGGAGUUCCACGGGAAGCUGAGGUUUGGAAUCUAUUUAACCAGAUUGGAAAGUACGCAGGGUACGCUCAAAAUUGGCGAUCACGUCUACUAUUUUUCAACGGACCACUUCUAGCUCAAUUAUUAUCUAAACUUCGUGCGCAAUGCUUAUCGUGUGCGAGCUACAGAAGAAUCUCAAAUGCUAAGUAUUCAAUUUUAUGUAUAUACUGAGUAAGUACAUAAAUAUUAUAAAUGUUUAUAGUAAAUACAUAAACAUAGCGAAUACUUUUUAUUUCCGUAAUAAAUAUCAAUAAGGCGAGCUCUCCAUCCUGUACCUGGCCUGUAAUAAAACGCGUUUACAAAAGCA